GAUUGGAAGGAGUAUUUUCCCUUUUACAAUGGCAACUUGCAUUGUCAGUUCGCCGCCCCGCGUGCUCCGAGACUCCGAGGUGGUCCGUGCACAGCACAUAUGCCGGCAUGCGCACAUGAAAAUUAAAUUUGAAAAUCCAUCGUCUUCUACUUCAUUUUAGAGAGAAUCGAAGCCAAAUAUGAAUUACAAGUAGCAACGGAUUCUUGUGAAAAAAGAGCUAGCUAGCCAUCUGCUAUUGGUCAUUCCGAUCCAUGGGCACGGAAGCAGUGCACGCCGCUGUCGCCGCCGGCGCCGGCCACCGUCGUCGCCGCGUCCUGCUCCUCCCGCUGCCGCUCCAGGGCCACAUCAACCCCAUGUUCCACCUCGCCAGCGUCCUCCACGCGCGGGGCUUCGCGGUCACCGUCUUCCACCUCCAACCGGCCGGCGUCAACGCGCCCGACGCGUCCCUCCACCCGGCGUUCGACUUCGUCCCCGUCCCCGCCGACGGCGACGGCGACGGCGCCGGCGGCGACUACCUGGAGGCCACCCUGGCGGGCAUCCUCGACGUGAACCGCCGGUGCGAGGCGCCGUUCAGGGAGCGACUCGCGGCGCUGCUCGAGGAGGCUGCUCCUGCCGGCGGCGGCGACGUCGCGUGCCUCGUCGCCGACGCGCACCUCCUGACGCUGAUGGACGUCGCGCGGCGGCUCGUCGUGCCGACGCUGGCGCUGCGCACCGGCAGCGCCGCCUCCUUCCGCGUCUUCGCCGCGCAUCGUAUGCUCCGCGACAUGGGCUACCUCCCCGCUCGAGAGUCGGAGCUGGACGCGCCGGUGACGGUGCUGCCGCCGGCGCCGUACCGCGUCCGGGACGUGAUGCUGACCGCCGGCUUCGGUGGCCACGCGCAGGACCAGAUCUACGAGCUGGUAUCCCGGGCCGUCGAGGCGGUGAGGACGUCGUCGGGGCUAAUCCUCAACACCUUCGACGCGCUCGAGCACGACGAGCUCGCCGCGCUGCGGCGAGACCUCGACGUCCCGGUGUUCGACGUCGGCCCGCUCCACAAGCUCUCGCCGACGGCGCCGCCGAGCAGCCUGCUGCGCCAGGACCGCGGCUGCCUCGAGUGGCUAGACUCCCAGGCGCCGGCGUCUGUGCUCUACGUCAGCUUCGGCAGCAUCGCCAGCGUGAGCGCCGGCGAGCUCGUCGAGGCGGCGUGGGGCAUCGCCAACAGCGGACACCCGUUCCUCUGGGUGCUCCGCCCGGGCCUCGUCCGCGGCGCCGCCGCCGCCGCCGCCCUCCCCGACGGCUUCGACGCCGCGACGCGCGGCCGCGGCGCGGUGGUCAGCUGGGCGCCGCAGGAGGAGGUCCUGGCGCACCCGGCGACCGCCGCGUUCUGGACGCACUGCGGCUGGAACUCGACGCUGGAGAGCGUCUGCGCCGGCGUGCCGAUGCUGCUCCGGCCAUGCUUCGGCGACCAGCCGGGCAACGCGAGGUACGCGGAGCGCGUGUGGCGAGCCGGCCUCGCGCUCGACGGCGGCGGCGGCGAGAUGGAGAGGGGCAAGGUGGAAGCCGCCAUCAGGAGGCUCAUGGAAGAGGACGACGCCGCCGGAAUGCGGCGGAGAGCCGGCGAGCUGAAGAGCAGAGCGGCGGAGUGCAUCACCAAGGCUGGCUCUUCUUGCCUCAUCAUUGACAAGCUGGUUAAUCACAUUUUAUCCAUCUAACUAAUAACCAUUGUUACUGUAAUAAUUAAUAACACCACUAAUACUGGUGUUUUUAUCUGUGAUAUUAAUUAGUGAGCACUGAGCAGAUUAAUUAGAUUUGCCUGCACUAUAUAUGUGAUGUUCUAACAAUAGUGAUAGUGAUGAGAUUUGCUCA
Messenger RNA from Oryza sativa Japonica Group (Japanese rice), 1845 nucleotides. Its product is annotated as DIMBOA UDP-glucosyltransferase BX8. The record is from RefSeq and is a predicted model, not a curated record. Lineage: Eukaryota; Viridiplantae; Streptophyta; Magnoliopsida; Poales; Poaceae. Gene Ontology annotation, molecular function: UDP-glycosyltransferase activity.